GCCGGGACCGCUGCCAUGGCAACCCGCACGUCACGGCGGCGCGCUUUGCGGCAGGGCGCCGGGGCUCGGCGCGACACUCGGUGGCGCUUUGCGGCAGUACCGGCGUGCGCGGCCAUGGCGGAGCAGGAGGCGGCGGCGGCGGCGGGGAGCGGCAGCGACAGCGAGGAGGGGGAGGAUGGCGAGCGGCGGCACCGGCAGCUCCUGGAGGCCAUCAGCGCCUUGUCCGGACGGAAACGGCGGAAGCUGGCGGAGCGCUCGGAGGCCAGCGGGCAGGUGUCCGAGUUCAAUGUCAGCUGCAAAGGUGCUGGGGAAAAGCUGCUUCUGUCGGAGCUGCUGCAGCCCAUUCAUCCCAAAUCCACGCUGGGCAGUGUGAGGAAGGAGCUGGCCAGAGUGAAGCAGAAGGCGGCGGUGGAGCUGCCACUGAGCAAAGAGGAGGCCAAGAGGGUGGUGAGGGAGGCAGCCUACGUGACCAGCUCGAAGGAGGUGGGGAAGUGGCAGCAGGUGGUGCUGCAGAACCGGCGCGCGGAGCAGCUGGUGUUCCCCCUGCGGCAGGACAUCGCCACCGUCACGCCUCUGGAGAGGGUCACCUCGGCCUGGAAGGCCCGAACUCCACUGGAGCAGGAGAUCUUUGGAUUGCUCCACAAGACACAGCAGCCCAUCACAGACCCGCUGCUGACACCGGAGGAGAUGGCCUCAGUGCAGGCCAUGAGCUUGGAGGAGGCCCGGCGCCGGCGGGCGGAGCUGCAGAAGGCCCGGGCAGUGCAGUCCUACUACGAGGCGAAGGCUCGGCGAGCGAAGCGGAUCAAGAGCAAGAAGUACCACCGCGUGCUGAAGAAGAGCCGGAGGCGCCAGGCCCUGAAGGAGUUCGAGCAGCUGCACAAGUCGGACCCUGCGGCUGCCUUGGAGCAGCUGGAGGAGCUGGAGCAGCUCAGGAUGCAGGAGCGGAUGAGCCUUAAGCACCAGAACAAGGGAAAAUGGGCCCGAUCCAGAGCCAUUAUGGCUAAGUAUGACCUCGAGGCCCGCAAGGCCUUGCAGGAGCAGCUGGCCAGGAACAAGGAGCUGAUGCAGAAGGUGCAGGUGGAGCCGCCCGAGGAGGAGCCGUGUGAGGUGCCUGAGGAGGACACCACGGCCUUGCCCAUGCCUAGCGGGGCUAAUCCCUGGAUGCUGGGCAAGCCCAGUGGCCUGGCCCCGGAACCUGAGGCACAGGAGGGUCCAAGAGAUGACACAGUGCCUGGUGCUGUGGAGAGCAAGGAUGAGAUGGAGGAGGAGGAGGAAGAGCUGUCAGAGGAAGAAGCUCUGCUGCAAGACUUUGAGCAGAAGCGUCAGCAGCGGACAGGGAACCCCGAGGGGCACAGCAAGGACCAUGGUGCUGAUGAGACUGAGACUGGUGCUGAGCAGCCCAGGGACAGCCCAGUCGCCCCAGACUGUGCCGAGGAACUGGGGGACAGCCCAGUCCCCCCAGACUGUGCCGAGGAGCUGGGGGACAGCCCAGUCCCCCCAGACUGUGCCGAGGAGCUGGGGGACAGCCCAGUACCCCCAGACUGUGCCGAGGAGUUGCGGGACAGCCCAGUACCCCCAGUCUGUGCUGAGGAGCUGGUGAGUGCAGGACUGGAGCCUCCCCCUCAGGCCCAGGAGGAGCUCCUGCUCUCGGAGCAGCUGCGCCAUGUGAAGACCAUGGAGGAUAUGGAGAGUCUGGCCAAGGAGGAGCUUGUGGAAGAGCAGGAGAAGCUGGUAGCCCUGAGACCAGGGAAGCGAGCACGGCAGCAGGAGAAAGCCAGUGUGUCUGUCACCAGAACUGGGGACAGACAUACCAAGAAAGCAGCAGCCAAGAGGAAGAUGAUCAGCCUGGAGGCUGUGCUGGAUGGGAAGCCCCAGGAGAUGGACUGCUCCAGCCUGCCUGUGGUCUUGGAGGAGGAGGAGGGUGGCAUGGAGCAGCGCGGGAUGAUCACGGAAGCCUUUGCUGGGGACGAUGUGGUCGCUGACUUCCGCCGGGAGAAGCGCAAGGCAGAGGAGGCGGUGAAGCCGCAGCCAGUGAACCUGGUGCUGCCAGGCUGGGGCGAGUGGGGUGGCACAGGCCUGAAACCCAGUGCCAAGAAGGUCAAGAGGUUCCUGAUCAAGGCGCCGCCGGCGCCUCCGCGGAAGGACCAGCACCUGCCCCACGUCAUCAUCAGCGAGAAGCGUAACAUCCACGCGGCAGCGCAUCAGGUCAGCGAGCUGCCCUUCCCCUUUGAGCGGCACCAGCAGUUCGAGCAGAGCAUGCGGACGCCCCUGGGCCCCACGUGGAACACUCAGCGUGCCUUCCAGAAGCUGACAGCCCCUCGAGUCAUCACCCGUGCUGGCCACAUCAUCCAGCCUAUCUCAGCUGAGGAUGUCCCUGACACGGCUCCUGGCAGCGGGGCCAGGCUUGAGGGAGAGGCCAUGCCUGGGAGGAAGGCUGUGCCCAGGGGGAAGGCUGUGCCCAAGGGGAAGGCUGUGCCCAAGGGGAAGGCUGUGCCCAGGGGGAAGGCUGUGCCCGGGGGGAAGGCUGUGCCUGGGGGGAAGGCUGUGCCCAGUGGGAGGACUGUUCCUGGGCAGAAGGCACAGCCCCGGCACCGCAGAGCACGGUAGCUCUGUGUCUGCAGCCUGGGAGGCUCAAACUGGAACGAGCAGAGGAACCAGGAGCAGCUCCUGGUUCUGUCCAGUUCCUUCUACCUCUUUCUCUGCAAUAAAACCCAGGGCCGCCCUCCCUGUGCUGUCUGCAUGGCUGCCUUGGCAGUGUCCAGGGCCAGGUUGGGCCCUCCAUCCUGUCCUUGGGGUCCAUGCAGGGUCAGGUGCUUUGGCUGAGUUGAGGGUGAGAGCUUGGUCAGGAGUUCAUAGUGGGGCACAUUCAGGAGCAUGGUGAGGGACUGGAAUAGCUGCCAACAUCCUGUCCUUUGUCUUUUAUAUCCCCAUUUUUGUACCUAUAUAGAUUCUUAAAUCUUGGCCAAAGGGGCUUUCUCCCCACCUUGUCAUGCUGAGCCUGGCCUCGGGCUGUUUCUGGGGUCCACCUGCACUCCCAGAGUACUUGCUCAGCCCUAAUAAACCUGAUCACCUGGAAA
Molecule: messenger RNA, 3077 nt
Organism: Taeniopygia guttata (zebra finch)
Lineage: Eukaryota; Metazoa; Chordata; Aves; Passeriformes; Estrildidae
Gene: UTP14A
Product: UTP14A small subunit processome component
Biological process (GO): rRNA processing
Cellular component (GO): nucleolus; small-subunit processome
Source: RefSeq, a predicted model, not a curated record